GGCCCCGCCACGCCCGCCGAUCCCUGCUCUCCGCGGCGCCCCGCCCGCAGGCCUGGCCUCCCGGUCCCGCUGGCCUCCCGGUCCCGCCGGCUCUCGGGCCCGCCCCCGGAGACGGGGAGCGCCGCGGCGGCGGGCUGCUUCUAAUUAAUGUUCCUUGAGCCUUCACAGCCCUAGCGUCGGUGUGCGCUGUCUUCUGUAAAACCCUAUUCCAACAGCUGGGACAGCGUAUGGAGAUCCCGGACUUAAAAGCAAGUUUGUUGAAGAUGAAAGUGACCUUAUCAGCUUUGGAUACUUACGAGAGUUCUUUUACACCUUUGGUGGUCAUAGAACUUGCUCAGGAUGUCAAAGAAGAAACCAAAGAAUGGCUGAAAAACAGGAUUACCGCUAAAAAGAAAGAUGGAGGUGCUCAGUUGUUGUUUAGACCAUUGUUAAAUAAAUAUGAGAAAGAAACACUAGAAAAUCAGAAUUUAUAUCUUGUUGGUGCCUCCAAGAUUCGAUUGUUAUUGGGGGCAGAAGCAGUGGGAUUGGUGAAAGAGUGCAAUGAUAACACCAUGAGAACCUUCACAUAUGGAACCCGACAGAACUUCAAAGGUUUUGAUGAUAACAAUGAUGAUUUUCUCACAAUGGCAGAAUGUCAAUUUAUUAUCAAACAUGAACUUGAAAAUCUUAGAGCUAAAGAUGAAAAAAUGAUCCCCGGUUACCCCCAGGCAAAGUUGUAUCCAGGAAAAUCAUUAUUGAGAAGACUGCUUACGGCUCGCAUUGUGACUCAGGUGUUUCCACUGCAUGAUAAUGAAGCUCUGAAGAAACUUGAGGACACCUGGUACACUCGGUUUACUUUAAAGUAUCAGCCCAUAGACAAUAUUCGUGGCUACUUCGGGGAAACAAUUGCUCUUUACUUUGGAUUUUUGGAAUAUUUCACUUUUGCCUUAAUCCCCAUGGCUGUCAUUGGGCUACCUUACUACUUGUUUGUGUGGGAAGACUAUGACAAGUACGUGAUCUUCGCCUCGUUCAACCUGCUCUGGUCCACAGUGAUCCUGGAAGUGUGGAAGCGUGGCUGUGCCAACAUGACCUACAGAUGGGGGACACUGGUCAUGAAGAGACAGUUUGAGGAGCCCCGGCCAGGAUUUCAUGGAAUCCUGGGUAUCAAUUCCAUCACUGGCAGGGAGGAACCUCUCUAUCCCAGCUACAAGAGACAGCUGCGCAUUUACCUGGUCUCUCUGCCGUUUGUGUGCCUCUGCCUCUAUUUCUCUCUGUAUGUCAUGAUGAUUUACUUUGACAUGGAGGCCUGGGCCUUGGAUCUGCAUGAGGACAAUGGGUCUGAGUGGACCAGUGUCUUGUUGUAUGUGCCCAGCAUCAUUUAUGCCAUUGUGAUUGAGAUCAUGAACCGCCUCUAUCGCUAUGCUGCCGAGUUUUUAACUUCAUGGGAGAAUCACAGAUUGGAAUCUGCCUACCAGAAUCAUCUAAUUCUGAAAGUUUUAGUGUUCAACUUCCUAAAUUGCUUCGCCUCACUCUUCUACAUUGCCUUUGUCCUGAAAGAUAUGAAGCUUCUGCGCCAGAGCUUGGCCACUCUCCUGAUUACCUCCCAGAUCCUUAACCAAAUUGUGGAAUCUCUUCUCCCUUAUUGGCUCCAAAGGAAGCAUGGUGUGCGGGUAAAGAGGAAGGUGCAGGCUUUAAAGGCAGACAUCGAUGCUUCAUUAUAUGAACAGGUCAUCCUGGAAAAAGAAAUGGGAACUUAUUUGGGUACGUUCGAUGAUUACUUGGAGUUAUUCCUGCAGUUUGGUUAUGUGAGCCUUUUCUCCUGUGUUUACCCAUUAGCAGCUGCCUUUGCUGUGUUAAAUAACUUCACUGAAGUCAAUUCAGAUGCCUUAAAAAUGUGCAGGGUCUUCAAACGGCCAUUCUCAGAACCUUCAGCUGGUAUUGGUGUAUGGCAGUUGGCUUUCGAAACAAUGAGUGUUAUAUCUGUCGUCACUAACUGUGCUCUGAUUGGAAUGUCACCACAAGUGAAUGCAGUCUUUCCAGAGUCAAAAACGGACCUCAUUUUGAUUGUAGUAGCAGUGGAGCAUGCACUUCUGGCUUUAAAGUUCAUACUUGCAUUUGCCAUCCCUGAUAAACCACGUCACAUCCAGAUGAAACUAGCCAGAUUGGAAUUUGAAUCUUUGGAGGCACUCAAGCAGCGGCAAAUGAAGCUUGUGGCCGAGAACCUGAAAGAGGAAGCGAGGGAAGGUGGAAAGGAGAAGGCAACCUGAGCACGCGGCACUCCCAGCUGCCCUGUCCACGGAGGCCUGUGUCUGCGUGACACCUGCUGCCUGCACGUGGGCGGGAGGGUACCUUUGGUAGCAUCAUGGCGCCUGAACCCAGAUCCAAUGCUUGGCCAAAUGAAAUGGCUCCCACGUGCAGCACCCUCUCACUCUGCAGGGUCCCAGCUCAGGCAGGCAGGUCUUGGCAGUGCCCCUGUACUGCCCCUUCCAGCUUCCCUCCUGGGACGCACGUGCCACUCCAGCUACCUGACUGCCCCAGAGCCACUGCUGCCCUAGAGCCCUCUGCCACGGAUGAGCUGCCAGCUCCCUGUGUUACCCUCACUCCUGACCCGACAACAGCCCAAGGACCCAUGGACAGGAUGGUGGGUUGGGGUGCCCACCAUGCCCAUCACAGGAACCAUUCUGGAGGCAGUUCCUGCCCAGCCUCAGGUGGAGUGAAGCCACAUGUGGGCCUCUUACCUGGUUCUGUUUUGCAAUAUGUUAACAGACCCUUUAUCAACCAAACAGUGUAAUUGAGCUAUUAAAGGCACCCUGCACCUCUCUGACUCCUGCUUCCCGCA
Messenger RNA from Cynocephalus volans (Philippine flying lemur), 2818 nucleotides. It is a transcript of the gene ANO10, whose product is annotated as anoctamin 10. The transcript has 14 exons. Lineage: Eukaryota; Metazoa; Chordata; Mammalia; Dermoptera; Cynocephalidae. Bases 228 to 2246 code for a protein of 672 amino acids. The record is from RefSeq and is a predicted model, not a curated record.